GUAAAUAGUAAGGAAAAUCAUUUGCGCUCGUGUAAUCUGUACCGGUAAAGGUUCCCCCAUUAUCCAUGGACCGCCAGUAGAUAACUAUCCAAAGCUUAACACACUGCUCCGUUAUAGUGGAAACACCCCUCUUGACUUCUAGUAGCUGACGUUGAAGCCUCACUGGGAAAUCUUACCGAUCGAUCUGCAGCAGGAAAAAUAUAGACAUAAAUCUGUCUUGAUGAAUAUUCAUUGUAAAGGUGUUACCGCUGAGACUGCGACCCGCUGUUGUAGAUCGGAACAAGCACAGUGUGGCUUGAGCGCUUCUCACGCAGUCCAGCGUACUAGUUCCGGCGGCUUCAGACGUGGAACGGAUCCGCCAGUUGGCAGCCCGAGAAUGUUGUGUUGUUUUUGAGCCUGUAUACCGGUGUACCCAAGGAGUUUUACCAGGAGCGGUAACGGAUGCUAUAACCAAGGUUCUCGUGCUUAACAGUAGUGUUCAACACCUCCCUUAAUCACCUAAAGACCGAGCCUUUCCACGGCAGUAUAUACAGGCUGUACCUUGCCAGCGCUGUGCUCUCUGAACAACGCCUGAUUUCUAGUGAUAUAUGGAUAUCGCGAGAUACCAUGGCUCUCUCCUGCUGACGUCGUGUUGCCAUGGGGACGCGAUAUAAGGAUAGACUAUUGGACUUCGGAGUUACGAUCUUCUGCUUCUUUCUCUUCAUUCAAAUAGGACAUGCCGGGUGGAGCAAAUGGUCCCCAUGGUCAGCGUGUUCGGUCACGUGUGGAAGUGGGGUCCAGACACGUGUCCGUCAUUGUUCUCUAGAACCCGGGGAGACCGGAGUGUGUGUGUAUGCAAACCAGACGCAGGAGUACCAGUGUUCAGCUGAAAAAUUCUGUGACCCGAUUGACGGCAAAUGGUCAUCCUGGGGCCCUUGGAGUAACUGCUCCCGAAAAUGUGGAGUCGGAUUCCACGAGCGAUGGAGAGAGUGCAAGAGCCCCCCUCCUCAGUAUGGCGGCAAAGUCUGUGAAGGAAAGAGGCGGGACGUUGAAAAGUGUACCAACCCCGCAUGUCCUCCGCUGUAUUUUGGGGAUAAGAAGACUGAGUGUAGUGAAGGCAUGGUACUGUGCGCUGACGGCGUUCAGUGUAUACCGGAGUUCCGACGUUGUGACCGCUUCUGGCGGGACUGUCGGGACGGAAGUGAUGAGUCGGCCUGCCAGGAAGGGGAACCCAUCGAAGUAUAUUACUCCAACAACAGCGGUAUCAGUGUAACAACCUGUUCCAUUGCAUUCCCUCUCCUGUCAUCGGGUGUUGCCAUGUGGUUUGUCGCGAACAGGAGAUGAUCCGAGUCAACGGAAACAACUUGCCCAUCAUCUCCUCCUCUCUACCCGUAGCGGCCACCACAUUCGUUUGUCCGCGUUGUCUCCCUUUAUUUCACCAGCCUGUUCCAUUAUCGGGUAGACCUUCUAUACAUUCAAGAAACAAAAUUUGCAAUUUCCCGGAAAUUUUAAUCAAACAUAAACAACACGGAAAUGUUUACUGGAGUUGUUUUGGGCGUAAACUUAUUUCACAUUCGUUAUUUUUAACAUCCAAUUUUUGGUGUAAAUAUAUUUUCUCUAAUUGCUUAGACCUGAAUCUCCCAGCCAGCUUAACUGCACGUUAUGUCGUCCGUGACGUCUGCAUUGAAAAGCUCAGAAAAUGAAAAGCACAUUAGCACCAAUCGGGGAGAAAAUGCUUUAACCAGAAUUGAGAUCCAACUUAUGACCUGGAAGCCCUCUUUGUGACACAGUGUGUUUACAUCACAACAACUUUAUUUUUCAAUUUUAUAAUUUUUAAUGCUGUUUAAAGGUGCUACUUGUCACGUGUUAUAACACAAAAGCCUUCUACGAAAAAGUGUAUUGUUUUAUUAUUGUUUUCUUUCUAACUAAUAAUUAUUAUUUCAAUGUGACAUAUUAACGCACGUGAAUAUUACAAUAUCUAACACCAUAACGGGUGCUAGUGCACCCAAGACCACUGCCUUAUUAUGACUUCAGCCUAUAUUACCUAUACUUACAUUAUUUUAUAAAAUGCACUGUCUUCCCUGUUACUUAAGAUUAAGAGCAUGGGGCCCUUUUCACUUCAUUGCUUUGUUGGUGGAUGGUGUUAAAGCCUCUAUAUGGGUUUGCUAGGUUUGAUAACAGUAUUUGUAUCUUGAGAGGAAAUCAGCCUGAUACCUUCAUGAAGGUACAACAAUUUAUUGUCCAUCGGACUCAGCGAAAUUCAAAAUGAAAUUGAAAGUGAAAGCUGAAGGGUAAAGGCUAUGGAAAGCAACAUUUGACUUGAUCUGGAGAUUCCAUGUUUUUGUCAUCCUUUGAGGCUGUUUUUCUGGUAGACAUGUGUUGACCUCUUCUUUUCUAACCUUCAUCUUACGUCGCACUCCUUUUUUUUACGUUUCUUUUUGUUUAUUUCUCGACUGAAUCACGUGGGGUCAUUGCAAACCAACCUUUCCUUCACACAGUACAUAGAAUGUAAUUUGGCAGUAAUCAAGGCAUUUUCAUUCCAUUUUUAUCAAUCUUCAAUUGUUGGUAUUGUAAAUAUUACCCUUAUGUUUCCUUAAUUAUAUCCAACGGUGUCUAAUUCACCACACUGUUUCGUCUCAGAUUUAGUCUUACUUUGUGUUGUUCCAUCUCAAAUUAACAUGUGGAAAUAUUGUUCAUGUACAUUUUGAAAUCUUCGAUCAGUAUGGCAUUUCUGUACAUGUACAUUCAUGUCAAACCAUGGAUCAGUAUGGCAUUUCUGUACAUGUACAUUCAUGUCAAACCAUGGAUCAGUAUGGCAUUUCUGUACAUGUACAUACACGUGUAACCAUGGAUCAGUAUGGCAUUUCUGUACUUGUACAUACACGUGUAACCAUGGAUCAGUGUGGCAUUUCUGUACAUGUACAUACAUGUCAAACCAUGGAUCAGUGUGGCAUUUCUGUACAUGUACAUACACGUGUAACCAUGGAUCAGUAUGGCAUUUCUGUACAUGUACAUUCAUGUCAAACCAUGGAUCAGUAUGCCUUUUCUGUACAUGUACAUACACGUGUAACCAUGGAUCAGUGUGGCAUUUCUGUACAUGUACAUACAUGUCAAACCAUGGAUCAGUGUGGCAUUUCUGUACAUGUACAUACACGUGUAACCAUGGAUCAGUGUGGCAUAUCUGUACAUAUUCAUACACGUGUAAUCAUGGAUCAGUAUGCCAUUUCUGUACAUGUACAUACACGUGUAACCAUGGAUCAGUAUGCCAUUUCUGUACAUGUACAUACACGUGUAACCAUGGAUCAGUGUGGCAUUUCUGUACAUGUACAUACACGUGUAACCAUGGAUCAGUGUGGCAUUUCUGUACAUGUUCAUACACGUGGAACCAUGGAUCAGUAUGCCAUUUCUGUACAUGUACAUACACGUGGAACCAUGGAUCAGUAUGCCAUUUCUGUACAUGUACACACACGUGUAAUCAUGGAUCAGUAUGGAAUUUCUGUGCAUGUUUAUACACGUGUGAGCAUGGGUCAGUGUGGAAUUUCUAUACAUGUGCAUACACGUGUAAU
Molecule: messenger RNA, 3545 nt
Organism: Liolophura sinensis
Lineage: Eukaryota; Metazoa; Mollusca; Polyplacophora; Chitonida; Chitonidae
Product: thrombospondin-1-like
Exons: 6
Coding region: 637-1323 (228 amino acids)
Molecular function (GO): protein binding
Source: RefSeq, a predicted model, not a curated record